Molecule: messenger RNA, 4388 nt
Organism: Pristis pectinata (smalltooth sawfish)
Lineage: Eukaryota; Metazoa; Chordata; Chondrichthyes; Rhinopristiformes; Pristidae
Gene: tnfsf10
Product: TNF superfamily member 10
Exons: 5
Coding region: 52-969 (305 amino acids)
Biological process (GO): immune response
Cellular component (GO): membrane
Molecular function (GO): tumor necrosis factor receptor binding
Source: RefSeq, a predicted model, not a curated record
UCCAGGUCAGGGGAGUCGUAGGUUAGUACAGAUUCUGAUCCUUUCCUCAGCAUGGGAAGCAGUAAUGAUCUCGUCACCGCCCGAAGACUUGGAUGUUUGCUGGUUUCACUGCUGACCUUGCAGGGUCUGUGCUUUACCGUCACUUAUCUGCACUUUAGCCACAAGUUGAAACAGAUUGAGGAGAUAUUCUCCAAGAACAACAUGCACUGCCUGACGGGGGACAUCCUGAAUCCUCCCCCUGACUCCAUGGAGGAUGAGGAUCUCGACAGCGGUCAGAGCAGGGAGCAGGCAGAGAGCAGCGAAGAGCUGUGCUGGAGAUUCCGAGGGCAGAUCCAACAACUGAUGCAAGAAACUAUAUCCAAACAGUAUGAACAGGACAUGUCUCUCAUUGUGAAAGGUGAGGUCUCUCGGUUCCUUCCAUAUCUGAGCCAGUCGGGUUCUGGAUCGCAACCUCCUGCACAGAAAAUUGCAGCUCAUCUAAUAGGGAGUCACAGGACAAAGGCAGUCUCUCUAAAAGGAACGUCAUCAAGGAAACUCCAGGGGCAGAAGAUACAGGCUUGGGAGCCCAGCAAAGGGCUGGCAUUCCUGCACAACGUGAAGUACACAAACGGAGAGCUGAUUGUCCCACAGACCGGUCUCUAUUACGUCUACGGCCAGACCUACUUCCGUCACCGGGAUAUGGCAUUCGAGGAAGGUUCCAGUACGGGUGACUUGCUAUCGGAUGCCAGGAAUAAGCAGAUGGCCCAGUACAUCUACAAGACCACCGCCUAUCCUGAGCCCAUCCUCCUCAUGAAGCACACCAGGACUACCUGCUGGGCUAGGAACGCGGAGUACGGGUUGCACUCCAUCUACCAGGGCGGGAUCUUCGAGCUGAGAUACCAAGACAGGAUAUUCGUGACGGUCAGCAACAUCAGUCUGAUCGACAUGGCUGGAGGCUCCAGUUUCUUUGGAGCCUUUCUUGUCAGCUAAUUGGCAGGGCACUGGGGAGGAACGUGACUUUGUCUCGCAAGUCUUGUUGCCUUUUGUAUUUGAUUCCUCACAUUUGAUAUCAGCUGUUUAUCUCCUUGUUAAGUACAUCUAAUGAUACGGUCUCCACCACUCUCAGGAACAGAGAAUUCCAGAGGUUCACCGCCCCCAGAGAGAUCAAGCUUCUACAAACUGACCAGCCUCUUUUGUAGCAGUGUCCCCUUGUUCGUAACUCUCCCACUAAUGGGAGCAUCUCAAAAUCUACCCUGUGUAGGAUAUUAAGUUCCUGUAGGAUAUUAUAUGUUUGAAUAAGGUCACACUCAGUCUCUUAAACUCAGACUAAACUCUGAAUACAGACCUAGACUGUCUAGACUCUCCUGACAGGACAACCCUCUCGUCUCAGGGAUUACCCUGGUGAAUCUUCUUUGGACUUUCUGCCAGUGUUACUUUAUCCCCUUUUCGGGCAAAGGGACCACGACGGUGCUCAGUAUUCCAGGUGCAGCCUCACCCACACCCUGUACAAAGGGAACACAACCUCCCCAUUCUUAAACUCCAGCCCCUUUAGCAAUGAAGACCAAAAUGCCACGCCUUCAAUUACCCACCCCAGCAUCCCUCACCUGACAUGUCAGUAAAUCUCAUUUGUUGUCGGUAAGUUCUCCAAGAGGCCAUAUGGGUGGAGCUGAGGAACAGGAAAGGUGUGGCCACGCUAAUAGGGUUGUGUUAUAGACCACCCAAUAGUCAGAGAGAAUUGGAGGAACAAAUCCGUAGUGAGAUAGCAGACAGAUGUAAGAAACAGAAAGUUGUGGUAGUAGGGGAUUUUAACUUUCCACAUAUUGACUGGGACUCCCACACUGUGAAGGGCUGGAUGGCUUGGAAUUUGUCAGAUGUGUUCAGGAAAGUUUUCUAAAUCAAUAUGUGGAGGUACCAGUGAGAGAGGAUGCAAUACUUGAUCUCCUAUUAGGGAAGCAGACAGGUCAGGUGACAGAAGUAUGUGUAGGUGAGGAUUUUGGGUCAAGUGACCACAAGAUCACAAGACAAGGGAGCAGAAGCAGGCCAUUCGGCCUAUCGAGUCUGCUCCAAGGAAAAGGGAAAAAAUGAGAAAUGGGGGAGGAAGAAGAAGAAGAAAAGAAAACUAUUCUAAUCCCAAUUUCCGGCCUUAUCCCCAUAUCCCUUGAUACCCCAACUAUUUAGAUAUCUAUCUAUCUCUUCCUUAAACGCCCCCAAUGAUCUGGCCUCCACUGCUGUACCUGGCAGGAAUUCCACAAUUUAACCAACCUCUGGCUAAAACUGUCAUUAGUUUCAAGUUAAUUAUGGAUAAGGACAGGUCUGGUCCUCAAGUUGAGGUUCUAAAUUGGAGAAAGGCCAAUUUUGUGGAAAUGAGAAAGGAUCUAGGAAGAGUGGAUCGGGAUGAGUUGUUUUCUGGCAAGGAUGUGCUCAGUAAGUGGAAGGCCUUCAAAGGUGAAAUUUUGAGAGUACAGAGUUUGCAUGUUCCUACCAGGAUUAGAGGCAAAGUUAAAAAGCAUAGGGAACCUUGGUUUUCAAGGGAUAUUGGCGAUCUGCUUUAUAGCAGGUAUACACCUGUGACCUGUUGUCUAUAUCAAUGAUCUAGAUGAUAAUGUAGUAAAUUGGCUCAGCAAGUUUGCUGAUGACACUAAGAUUGGAGGCGUAGUGGACAGUGAGGAAGGCUUUCAAAGCUUGCAGAGGGAUCUGAACCAAAUGGAGGAAUGGGCCAGAAAAUGGCAGAUAGAAUUUAAUGCAGACAAGUGUGAGGUGUUGCAUUUUGGAAGGACAAAUCAAGGGAGGACAUACACAGUAAAUGGUAGGGCACUGAGGAGUGCAGAGGAACAAAGGGAUCUGGGAGUUCAGAUACAUAGUUCCCUGAAAGUGGCGUCACAGGUAGACAGGGUUGUAAAAAGGGCUUUUGGCAUCCUGGCAUUCAUAAAUCAAAGUAUUGAGUACAGGAGUUGGGAUGUUAUGGUGAGGUUGUAUAGGACAUUGGUGAGGCCAAAUAUAGGAAGGAUGUCAGUAAGAUUGAAAGAGUGCAGAGGAGAUUUACUAGAAUGUUGCUGGGUCUUCAGGAGUUGAGUUACAGGGAAAGAUUGGACAGAUUAGGACUUUAUUCCUUGGAGCGCAGAAGAAUGAGGGGAGAUUUGAUAGAGGUUUACAAAAUUAUGAGGGGUAUAGACGGAGUUAAUGCGAAUAGGCUCUUUCCACCUAGAUUAGGUGAGAUGAGUACGAGAGGACAUGGCUUCAGGGUGAAAGGGGAAAGGAUUAGGGGGAACUUCUUCACUCAAAGAGUGGUGGGAGUAUGGAACAGGCUGCCAUCUGAUGUAGUAAAUGCGGGCUCACUCUUGAGUUUUAAGAAUAAAUUGGAUAGAUACAUGGACAGGAGAGGUCUGGAGGGUUAUGGACUGGGUGCAGGUAAAUGGGACUAGCAGAAUAACAUUUCGGCACAGACUAGAAGAGCCAAAUGGCUUGUUUUUCUGUGCUGUAGUGUUCUGUGGUUCUAUGUUAGCAUGUUUAACUGCUGGCGUGGUUUGGCAGAGAUGUUGGAAGUGCAAUUUACUCUGGACAGGUUUGGCCACCACCAGAGGUUAUUUAAUGAGUGCUUGUCCCUAUCUGUGAGAUACAUGUGGCGGGAGAGGGACAUAAGAUAUUCCCACCUUCCCAUUCUCCGUCCUGAUAGUGGGCUUCUGACAGCCAAUGGCCCCAAUGGCCCACAACAUUCAAGUCACUCAAAGGCUGCUUUCAUGUUUGUUUCACACAUAAAGAGUUGAAGGGAAGUGGCCCAAAGCCUCCAACCAGGAGAGUCGCCCAUUGUGAUGGCAGGAAUGAAUAGCCGUCUCUGAACAAGACUGAUGGUACUCAGUGCCGAUAUGGCAGGGCAGAUGAGGUCAACUCACACAUCUGUCAGUAUGCAAGUGAAUUGACUCAUGUAAAACAGAAAUUGAGCCAACAUAUCUUGUACAUGAAUGUAUGUAUAAGAAAGUUUUUUUUUAAUACUGAAUGGACAAUGCAUCUCUUUGAUUCUGGGCAGGUACUUCUGCUUUCAGAAUUAGAAACAGGCAGGCACGGUAGUGUAGCGGUUAGCGUAACGCAUUACAGCGCCAGCGACCCGGGUUCAAUUCCCUCCGCCGCUUGUUUGUAUGUUCUCCCCGUGUCUGCGUGGGUUUCCUCCGGGUGCUCCGGUUUCCUCCCACAUUCCAAAGACGUACGGGUUAGGAAGUUGUGGACAUGCUCUGUUGCCCUCAGAACACUAUGCAAAAAAGAUGUCUUUCAUUUUGGGUUUCGAUGUAAAUGUGAUGAACAAAGAGAUCUAAAUCUUAUCACUGACUUACAUAUCAAGAAAUUUGUACAGUGCAAAAACAUAAACUACCAUAAAUGACGAAAUAAAUCAAUAAUGCAAAAAAAAGGAAUAACGA